CAAUGGUAGUCUACCGGUUUACCUGCUCCUGUGGGGCUAGGUACAUUGGGCGCACGACCAGACAUUUGGAAAAGCGAAUCAAGGAACAUUUACCAACGUCACUCGCCACCCAACGAGAGAAAACUCAGUUGAGUGCCAUAACCAACCAUCUGAUCUGCACCAAUCAUCUGAUUGAUAAGCGCAAGUCUUUUGAGAUCCUCUAUCGAGUUCCAUCACAGCUACACCAUCGGUCAGGAGCUCGGCUACUCGCUACCGCUGAAGCAGUAUGCAUCAGGUUGACAAAACCAAACCUAUGCAUUCAGAAGCAACAUGUACAAGCCUUACAACUACCCUGGCCAGCCAGUAAUAGAGAUGAAUCGGACUUCACUCAUUGGUAUCACAUGCCUUCAGUCACCUGACCACCUGACACGUUACGUUAAGCACUUAAAAUGUUUUGUUCAAUCAAUAGUUACUCUUUGUUUUCCCCUAUGAACUCCGCUUCUCAACGUAUAUUUCUG
Messenger RNA from Dicrocoelium dendriticum, 497 nucleotides. The record is from the annotation of a GenBank genome assembly. NCBI's taxonomy places the organism in Eukaryota, Metazoa, Platyhelminthes, Trematoda, Plagiorchiida, Dicrocoeliidae.